This is a messenger RNA of Cuscuta epithymum, 1204 nucleotides long. The record is from the annotation of a GenBank genome assembly. NCBI's taxonomy places the organism in Eukaryota, Viridiplantae, Streptophyta, Magnoliopsida, Solanales, Convolvulaceae.
UCUAAUUUUUAUUUGUUAUUGUCAUUGUUGGAGGAAGGUUCCACGGUACCAAUCCUGAUGCAGAAAGUACCAUGAUUCCGAUUCCUAAAUCUUUUCUCAAUGGCCGCACUGCAAGCUACCAGCUACCGCAAUUACAUUGUUUGCACUCAAUAUUAUGGAUAAUAAAGGAGGGCUAGAAGAAGAAGAAGACAUUGUUUGUUUGGACGCUUCGUUCUUCAUCAAUGACAACUAUGAGCUUACGACGUUCUCAUUCGGUUCUCAAGUUCUUCAGCUAUACUGUCUCCAAUCAGCUUCCACUGAUUUUGAUUUGACGGGACAAAUGGUGUGGCCUGGAGCAGUGCUCUUGAAUGAUUAUCUUGCGAAGAAGGCUGACAUCAUCCGAGGGUGUUCUGUUAUUGAGCUUGGAUCUGGUGUUGGUAUAACUGGAAUAUUGUGCAGCAAGUUUUGUCAUGAAGUCGUGAUGACAGACCAUAGUGAGGAGGUCCUAAAGAUCCUGAAGAAAAACAUAGAGCUGCAUUCUUCUGAGAUAUAUACUGGUUUAAAAGCCGAGAUGCUGGAGUGGGGCAAUAAUGAUCAGCUCAGUUCUAUAUUAGAAAAGCAUCCUGAAGGAUUUGAUCUAAUUCUAGGAGCUGACAUUUGUUUUCAGCAGUCAAAUGUUCCUUUACUCUUUGAUACUGUGGAGCAGCUACUCAAAAUCCGUGGUGGAGACAAAUGCAAAUUUAUCUUGGCAUAUGUAUCACGAGCAAAAACAAUGGAUAGCCUGGUGACUGAUGAAGCAAUUCGACAUGGUUUGCAGAUAAAUGAAGUAUGUGGGACACAAUCUGUGGUAAAAGAUCUUCAAGGACUCAUAUAUGAGAUAAAGAUUAGGGAGUCUAAUUAAACUUCCGGCCUCAAGAUUUUAUGAUCACAACAUUCAAGCAAAACUGAAGUAGGCAAAUGCUUUCUUCUCCUUGACAAAGUUGUUAGGGUUGGAUCAUUGAUCAUCAUCAAACUUGGUGUUGAAAUGUUUUGAAAUGUAUUACAAGUUUGUAUUAUGUAUUUGAGAAAAAUAGCUAUUAUAAGUGAAUGUAUGGUAAUAUGGCUUUUCGGAUUAUCAAUCUUAUGAUUCUUAUCGGUAAGACUUUUUUGCCGAACACUAAUUUUUUCACAUCACAUGUUGACUUGGCAAAUAAUAGAAAAAGGUUCCAAGUAUCUUUGAUUUUAG